GCUAAAGUAGCUAACAGGAACUUAACACACGGUGGGAAAAUAAAACAGACAUUUUUGACUUAACUUGUUUCUAGACCACCAGGGAGACAUGGCCAAAUGUAGUCUGUUCACACUACAGCUACUGUUUGGUUUAUUUUGGCUCAGUCACCUUCAGGUUACUUUCACUGAUCAUGCAUCUGUCCAUCCUGGAGAGAACAUCACCCUGCUCUGUAACAUCACUGAUUAUCCUGAGAUAUCGUGGUAUCAACUGAGAUCUGACGAGGUGAAGCUGCUGAUAUCUGCUGAACAAGGGAGGGUGAAGAAAAAAUAUUUGCUCAGUUAUAAUGUAAAUAAGAGUCACUAUGAUGUAACAGAAAGCAACAGUUCAGUCAGUUUAGUGAUUAUUGGAGUUCGAGAGACGGAUCUGGGGUUUUAUUACUGUGGAGGACGAAAUGAUGAUAAACACAUUCAGUUUGGGAAACCCAUCAGACUGAACUUCAACAUUACAGAUGAUCAAGAGACUCAUUCGACUCUUAACUCGUGUGAGCCUUCAGGGGCAGGAGUAGAGCUCAGGAUUACAGCGAGUGUGUGUGUAGCCUCUCUCUUAAUGAACUUCAUCUGCCUGUGUGUGUUCUGCUACAGGCUUAAAGGAAAAUCAGCAUCAUGCAGCUGUUUCAGCAAAACCACAAAUGCUAAGGACAAGGACGAAAGUAUGCAUUAUGCCAGCAUUCAACAUGGAAGAAGGUCCAGAGCAGCAGCUAAGAAAAGCACAGGAACAGAAUCGGACAGUGUGUUGUACGCAGCAGUCGCCUCACAGCCUCGGAGACACUGACUAGGUGUGAAAUGGGAGACUCUCCUCUUUAUCUGUUUCAUUUGUGUACACCCUGUGGAAGUGACCACAUGAAUGCUAAUAGAUUUUAAAAUGUAUAUAUUUCUCUAGGUUUUGUUUUGCAAAAAUGUUUUUUUGUCCGGCAAAAGCUAAACUUUCCAAAAACUCUUGCCUCAGAGGGAUACAAAAAAGCUUGAAAAAGCUGUUGUAAUGUGUGCUGAGAAAACAGAGAUAUUUUAAAUAUAUUCAGAAAUAAUGCAGUUUAAACUCAUAUAUGUUGUUUUGCAUGCACAGUAUCAGAAUGUGUUGUUUCAGUGUGGACCAGCGAAUACUGGAAAACGAACAUUUAACUAAUUUGAAGUAAAUAAAUGAUGUUAAAUGUCACAAGAAU
Silurus meridionalis is the source of this 1199-nucleotide messenger RNA. RefSeq lists its product as uncharacterized. Bases 89 to 811 code for a protein of 240 amino acids. The record is from RefSeq and is a predicted model, not a curated record. The transcript is spliced from 5 exons. NCBI's taxonomy places the organism in Eukaryota, Metazoa, Chordata, Actinopteri, Siluriformes, Siluridae. Gene Ontology annotation, biological process: response to bacterium.